AUGUCUGAGGAUAACAAUAUAAUGAAUUAUAUUGCCAAUCGCGAAAAAGAGCCUUCGGCUCCUUCUAUCCCAACAACGCGUCCCAGAAAGUCUGAAUCGCCCAUUGCAGACGAUCUGGACGUUCCAGUGAUCCCUUCCUCCAGACCUAAGCGGAGGGAAACAGUAGACUCUGACAAAAAAGACUCAUCUUCUGUGCCAGAGUUACAACCAGCUCCACAGAUCCCAACAAGGAGACCACGCAAAAUCAAUUCUAUCUCAAGCGAGUCCAGUCUUCCCGCCGAGCCUUCCCCUGAUACCCCCACCUAUCAGACUGUGUUGGAAAUAUAUGACGAGCAAAGUCCAGAACAGCCACGCAAGGGACAAAAGGAAGGAAGCGAACCGGCUGCUUUCGAACCAGCAGAUUCUGUUCAUCCAAAUCUUCCAAUUGCUACGGAGUUGAAGGAGAAUUCUGACGAGCCUGAUCAAAAAGAUGACCUAGGUCACACGAAGCCCGAAUCAACCGUGUCUGACUUGAAAUUUGAGUCUGUUGAUGAUAUCGAGCCUGCUCUGGAAAAGUCUUCCGAGACCAAGAGUUUGGAACCAGAGUCUUUUUCGGAAAAAGUGAGCUCCAUUUCAGAUGUGUCAGAGCUGAGUCCCCUGGAGACUGAAAAAGCUGAGGAGGAACCAGCUGAUUCUCCUGAACUCGAGCUCGCGAAAAAGGACGUCGAUUCUAAAUCACCAGAACCAGAAGAGGUCGAAGAGCUCAAAGAACAGCAACCUCAGGAAUCUGAGGAACCUAAGCAGCUCGAGAAAUCUCAAGAGCCUGAGCUCGAGCCUACAAUUUCUGUCACCGAGGGUUCGGAAAAGGGAGAAACCGAGACAACAAAACAGCCAGUGGUGUCAGAUUUCAUCGAGCCCAGCGAACCUGCUGAGCCUACUGAGUCUGUGCAUAUUACUUCUGAUGAGCCAACGAAAGUGUCGAGGUCAGUUGAUUCUGAAAUCGCUGAGACUCCAAACCCAGUAGAAAAGGUGACGCAAGAAACACCUUCUGUGAUUCCCGAACCAGCAUCCUCCAAGUCUGCGUCUCCUGCUCCACCGAGCGAGGCUACUUCGGGAAAAUCUUCCGAAGUGAGUCAAAGCAUAUCAGCAAAAUCCUCCACAGACUCGAACAAGCCUGUUGUUCCAAAGAAACCGUCUUCCAAGAUUGCUGCAUUCCAGCAGAUGCUUGCUGAACGUCAGCAACAGGAUAUGGGCUUCUUCAAGCCAAAACCUCCUGUUCCAACUAAACGUCCCACAAGAAAGAAUACGGAGGACGCUGAGGAGCAGCAGCAUUCUGUUCCUGCUGCGGCCCCAAAACCAAUGAUGGGAUUCCCUCUCCCUGGAAUGGCGUUUCCAGGAAUGCCUGGAAUGCCUCUUCCUGGAAUGGCUGCUUUCAGACAACCAGAAACAAACGAGAGCAAUGAACAGGUUGCUGAUGUUAGAAAAGGCAGGGUCAAGGGACCGCGUGGACGUAAGUUGCCUUCUACGGUGAAAGACAAGGUUGAAGUGAAUGAAGAAAGUUUGGGAAACAAAUUGGACCUCUUUGUGGCGCCAUCAUGGAGCCUAGAUCUGAGAAAGAAGAAGCCUGAGCCCGAAGAAGAGAAGGAGUUCUUUGACGCCGUUGAUGACUCUAACGAGUCUCCGGAACCGGCCGUUGAUGAAACUCCUGUGAAGGAGAUACAUCAGGAACCACAAAAUGACUACUUGGAGAAAGAAGAGACUACAGAAAAAGAAACCGAAACUGACCCAGAGCCCCAAGAUAAGCCAGUCACAGAAACAGCUACCGAGCCAACUUUGGAGAAGACGGAGUCCAUCAAGGAGCCUGUAAGCGAAUCAGAGCCAACAGUUACCAAUCUAGAAGGAGACGCCGAGUCGCUGACCAAAAAAGAAUUUCUGGACGAGUCGGACUAA
This is a messenger RNA of Ogataea philodendri, 1929 nucleotides long. RefSeq lists its product as uncharacterized. Lineage: Eukaryota; Fungi; Ascomycota; Pichiomycetes; Pichiales; Pichiaceae. The transcript is spliced from 2 exons. The record is from RefSeq and is a predicted model, not a curated record. Bases 1 to 1929 code for a protein of 642 amino acids.